Paecilomyces variotii is the source of this 1722-nucleotide messenger RNA. Its product is annotated as Rieske [2Fe-2S] domain protein. The coding region runs from base 361 to 1626 and encodes 421 amino acids. NCBI's taxonomy places the organism in Eukaryota, Fungi, Ascomycota, Eurotiomycetes, Eurotiales, Thermoascaceae. Gene Ontology annotation, molecular function: iron ion binding; 2 iron, 2 sulfur cluster binding. The transcript has 2 exons. The record is from RefSeq and is a predicted model, not a curated record.
UAUCAAUGUAUUCUUAUUCGUGAAGUCUAUAUUGACUAUCUUGUUUGACAGCUUGUGAUGAGACCUUGGAUAUGCGGUCCGUCUCCUCCGUGGCAGGUACUACAUACUUAACUAGUAGCUUCAUGUGUUCCGGGAACGGGGUUGUCCGAGUUGCGUCCGGGUGGGGCCGGUGAGAUGAUACGGCAUCUAUAUCAGCAGUAAUGGAUGGGACAAUGCAUUGUAAUGAUGUGGUAGCUACGGCUAUAGUCACCCGGGUAUUUCAAUCUCAUCGUUUUUAUCUAUAGUGGCCUUAGUCCUCUCUUCCUGAACAAAUUCUCUCUCCAGCUAACCUCUAAUCACGUUUAUUCUCAUCUUUAUAUCAUGGUCUCCACGGUAAAAUCAUUCUUUGGCUAUGGAGGCCUCAAUAUAGGAGAGGAAAGCUCUCCUAUAACCCCAGAAUCAAGUGACGCACAACUGAGAGCUCUGCCAGCCUCUUGGUACCGCUCUCCGCAGAUGUAUGAGCUGGAGAGACGCGCCAUAUUUUCCAAGAAAUGGUUGUUCAUCACGCAUAAAUUGAGAUUCACCAAGCCGGGAGAUUUCCUUCGAUUUGAAGAAGCAGGCUUUUCUUUUGUCCUCUGUCUUGAUCGCGAUGGCAACCUGAAUGGUUUCCACAACGUCUGUCGCCAUCGGGCGUAUCCAGUCGUGACUGAAGACCAAGGGAACGCUAGAAUCUUUGCUUGCAAGUACCACGGCUGGUCAUAUGGGAUAAAUGGAAAGCUUGCGAAAGCUCCUCGAUUUGAAGACGUCCCAGGCUUCCAAAGGGAGAACCACGGACUUUUGCCAAUCCAUGUUCAUGUCGAUGCUUGCGGUUUCGUCUGGGUGAACCUAGACGCAUCAUCAACACCGACUGUUGCAUGGAAUGAUGAUUUUAUUGGGGUGGAUAGACAAGAGAGGUUCCGGAAUUUCGAUUUCAGCCAGUACAGAUUCGAUCACACGUGGGAGAUGAAAGGCGACUAUAACUGGAAAACCCUCGCCGACAAUUACAAUGAGUGCUACCAUUGCACAGUUGCACAUCCAGAUGUUGCGAAUAUAGCGGAUCUCUCGUACUAUUAUGUCGAACCCAAAGGCGGGCAUAUCCAGCACUUCUCCAGACCGAAAGCUGGUAUUAAAGAGUCCGAGGACGUCAAGGUCGCCAGCACCUAUUAUUUCCCAAAUUCCUGCAUGACUGUUUCACCGCAUUUCUUCUAUCUCAUGCGAUGUGUUCCCACGUCAGUGACAACUGUUUCGAUGGAGUAUGAAGUGUAUCGUCAUAAGGACGCUACUGAUGAAGAAUUCGAGCACGUCGAUUCAUUCUUCAAGCGCGUGCUGAAUGAAGAUAAGAUCUUGUGCAACAACACACAGAGAAAUUUAAAGGCAGGGGUUUUCGUUAACGGGCAGCUUCAUCCUGAAUUAGAAAAGGGUCCUCUAUAUUUUCAGAGCGUCGUUCGAAAAGUUGUGAAAGAGCAUCGGGAAAAGGAGGCAGCAGAGAACCGGGAAAUCUGGCCGGCUAGUCAACCCUUGGCAGGACUGCAAGCUACUGAUGAAGAUAUCGCGUUUUGCUCCGGCCUUGCUUGUGAGCCAGAGAAAGCUGCGCAGCUGGCCUGGUAGCCACGAAGUCGAAUAAUAAAAUCUGUUGUGCUUGGUAACAUAUCGACCGUCAAGGACUUUUAAUCACAUUUAUAACUGGUUUCUCAUAGCCUGGAG